AAUGAUGAAACAAGUCCUUUUAGCACUGGCGACAUGUUCAAUCUAUACAGUUUACUGUCGUUUAGAAAUUAUUCCGGAGAGAGUGACGGUUAAUUAUAUAAAUGAGAAGCAUUUUUAUAACUACUCAAUCAAAGUCCAGAGGGCUAGCAGGAGCAGUUCUUACUUCCUUAACAUUGAGAUGACGACCAAACAACAAUGGAAUAAUAAUGUGUCGAUUCAUCUCAUUUUUAACGAGUUUCUUCAUAAUGAAUAUCGAAGGUCCGUCAUCGAAAUGCACUUUAAAUACUGCGACUCGUUGAAGGAUGAUAAAUUUAUUGGAGCCGUUUUUCAAAAAUUGGGAUUUAAAUGUCCAAUUCCCGCGGGAACAAAGCGAAUAAAAAACGUUAACUUAUCCCUGGAAGAUUUUCCCAACGUAUUUCCGAUACAAAAGAGUCGAAUAGACGUUGAAUGCUUGACCACAGAUACUAAUGAAACUAUGCUUCGAGUAUAUUUUUACAUUACUUUCAAAAAUCAUAAAUCAUAAAAAGACGUUAAUUUUUAACCUACGGUAAGAUUGAGGUUUUCAGAGAGGAUAAAUUAUAUACGAUUAUAACAGUGCUUAUGUUAAAAUUAUUAACAAUGUUGUAUCAAGAAAAUAUCGAGAGCCGAUUGUUUCAGGCGCUCUCAAACAAUCUUUUAUUUAAGUUUCGUUCCCGAAAUUUGUCAUCGGCUCCCGCCCAAAUUCUUAUACUUGCCGGACCUACCUCACGUCUUCAUUUCAAUACACAAUAUUAAUUCACUCAAAUGAAUAUUAUUAAUCAUUGUAACGUGUAAUUUAUAUAAAUCACACAUUACAAUCGUUCUAUAAGGUAGAUUAUCGAGGAUUAUCAAAA
Messenger RNA from Danaus plexippus (monarch butterfly), 872 nucleotides. RefSeq lists its product as uncharacterized. Bases 2 to 523 code for a protein of 173 amino acids. The transcript is spliced from 4 exons. The record is from RefSeq and is a predicted model, not a curated record. Lineage: Eukaryota; Metazoa; Arthropoda; Insecta; Lepidoptera; Nymphalidae.